Molecule: messenger RNA, 3801 nt
Organism: Thamnophis sirtalis
Lineage: Eukaryota; Metazoa; Chordata; Lepidosauria; Squamata; Natricidae
Source: RefSeq, a predicted model, not a curated record
AAGAGCUUCUGAAUAACUUCGCUCAGCAGGUCGGUGCCUGGAGAUUCUGCCUCUAUUUCCUGUCGAGCACGAGAAAUGACUAUGUCAUGAUGUAUAGUUUAACAGUAUUUGAGAACCUGAUUAACAAGAUGUGGCUUGGGGUCCCAUCUCAGGAUAAAACAGAGAUUCGCAGUUGCCUGCCAAAACUUCUUUUAGCUCACCAUAAAACUUUGCCUUACUUCAUCCGAAACAAACUUUGUAAGGUCAUUGUGGAUAUUGGCCGGCAAGACUGGCCCAUGUUUUAUCAUGACUUCUUCACAAAUAUCAUACAGUUAAUCCAGUCCCCAGUGACAACCCCACUUGGGCUGAUCAUGCUGAAAACCACAUCCGAAGAGCUGGCCUGCCCACGGGAGGACCUCAGCAUCGCCCGAAAGGAGGAGUUGCGGAAGCUGCUCCUGGAGCAAGUUCAGAAUGUCCUUGGGCUCCUCACAGGUAUUUUGGAGAGCAUUUGGGAUAAAUACAGUGUUACGGCCGCCACCCCACCACCAUCUCCGACGUCUAGAGAAAGUGGUGAUCUCUUGAGUAGCCUGUUGCAGAGUCCCAGUGCAGCCAAAUUACUCAACCAGCCAAUCCCCGUCCUCGACUCAGAGAGCGAAUAUGUUUGUUCCCUGGCUCUGGAGUGCCUCGCCCACCUCUUCAGCUGGAUCCCUCUGUCGACUAGCAUCACCCCAUCCCUCCUCACCACCAUCUUCCACUUCGCCCGCUUCGGCUGCGACACCCGCGUCAGGAAGAUGUCCUCCCUCAACGGCAGCAGCCAGAACGCCUCCUCGAGUCACGAACGCGGCCAGCUGGGCGUGCUGGCUAUGUCUUGCAUCAACGAACUCAUGUCCAAGAACUGUGUGCCUGUGGAAUUCGAGGAGUACUUGCUCCGGAUGUUCCAACAGACCUUCUACCUCCUCCAGAAGAUCACCAAGGAGAACAACGCCCAUUCGGUGAAAAGCCGGCUAGAGCAGCUGGACGAGAGCUACAUAGAGAAGUUUACUGACUUUCUACGCCUUUUUGUGAGUGUCCACUUGAGAAGGAUUGAGUCCUACUCGCAGUUCCCUGUGGUUGAAUUCCUUGCACUGCUGUUCAAAUACACAUUUCAUCAGCCCACGCAUGAAGGUUACUUUUCCUGCUUAGACAUCUGGGCUCUGUUUUUGGACUAUUUGACAAGUAAAAUAAAGAAUCGCUUGGCAGAUAAAGAAGCCGUACUCAACAGGUACGAGGAUGCUCUGGUUUUGCUGUUGACCGAAGUCCUAAACCGAAUACAGUUCAGGUACAACCAGGCCCAGUUGGAAGAGCUGGACGACGAGACGCUGGACGAUGAUCAACAGACCGAAUGGCAGAGGUAUCUCCUUCAGAGCUUAGAAGUUGUGGCCAAAGUUAUGGAGCUUUUGCCAACUCAUGCCUUCUCUACGCUGUUUCCAGUGCUCCAGGAAAACAUGGAUGUGUAUCUGGGACUCCAACAGUUCGUUGUCACCUCAGGGACAGGUCACCGACUGAACAUCACUGCGGAGAACGACUGCCGGCGUUUGCACUGUUCUUUGCGGGACCUCAGCUCCUUACUACAGGCAGUGGGACGGCUGGCGGAGUACUUCACCGGGGACAUGUUUGCAGCCAGGUUCAGCGAUGCUCUUACUGUGGUGGAGAGGUUGGUCAAAGUGACGCUGUACGGGUCCCAGAUUAAACUCUAUAACAUUGAAACGGCGGUGCCAUCUGUACUAAAACCUGAUCUUAUUGACGUGUACAGGAGAAGCUCCUCUUGUCAGCCUGCCAUCUGCUCGUCUCCUUAGCCACCACUGUGAGGCCCGUGUUUCUAAUUAGCAUCCCAACCGUGCAGAAAAUGUUCAACAGGAUAACCGACAGCUCUGCUCAACGCCUUUCGGAUAAGGCCCAAAUCCUCCUGUGCAGAUCCCUGUCAAACAUCUUGCUCCUCCCGUGGCCAAACCUCCCGGAGGCUGAACAGCAAUGGGCCAUUCGUUCAACUAACCAUGCCAGCCUCAUAUCGGCCCUCACCAGGGAUUACCGCAGCCUGAAAUCCAGUGCCAACUUGCCCCAGAGGAAAAAUCAGCAGGACAAUACAAAGGUCCUCACCCACCGGACUCUCAGCGUCCUGGAAGACAUCGUGGAGAGCGUCUCUGGGGAAGCCACCAAAUCUCGCCAGAUCUGCUACCAGUCGCUGCAGGAGUCUGUCCAGGUCUCCCUUGCUCUCUUCCCAGCUUUCAUUCAUCAAUCAGACAUCACCGACAAAAUGCUCAGCUUCUUCCUGACCCUGUUCCAAAGUCUGAGGGUGCAGAUGGGGGUGCCUUUCACCGAGCAGGUGAUCCAAACAUUCCUCAACAUGUUUACCAGGGAGCAGCUGGCCGAGAGCAUCCUCCACGAUGGAAGCACCGGCUGCCGGGUGGUAGAGAAGUUCCUGAAGAUCCUUCAGGUGGUGGUGCAGGAGCCUGGCCAAGUCUUCAAGCCCUUCUUGCCAAAUAUCAUUGCACUUUGCAUGGAGCAAGUCUACCCGAUUGUUGCCGAGCGGUCAUCUCCUGAUGUGAAAGCUGAACUCUACGAGCUGCUUUUUCGGAUCUUGCACCACAACUGGCGGUACUUCUUCAAGUCCAACGUCCUGGCCAGCGUCCAGAGAGGAGUAGCUGAGGAGCAGAUGGAGAACCAAGCCCAGUUCUCUGCCAUUAUGCAGGCAUUCGGCCAGUCCUUCCUGCAACCUGACAUACAUCUGUUCAAGCAGAACCUGUUCUAUCUGGAGACUCUGAACACCAAGCAGAAACUGUACCACAAGAAGCUCUUCCAGGCGUCGAUGCUCUUCCAGUUUGUGAAUGUGCUGCUCCAGGUCCUGGUGCACAAAUCCCACGACCUCCUGCAGGAGGAAAUCGGCAUCGCCAUCUACAACAUGGCCUCGGUGGACUUCGACAGCUUCUACUCAGCUUUCCUCCCGGGGUUCUUAGCCGGCUGCGACAGGGUUGACACCAACCAGAAAAACGUCCUCGGGAGGAACUUCAAGAUGGACAGGGAUCUGCCGUCGUUCACCCAGAAUGUGCACAGGCUGGUCAACGACCUACGCUACUACAGACUCUGCAAUGAUAGUUUGCCCCCGGGGACCGUGAAGUUAUAGCCCGCGACGACGACGGACUUGACGUGUCCCUCUCCCGUUUAAGGAGUGGACCUGGUGUAGCCACUGCCUCUGUUCCUCCGAUCUCGGCGAGCCCUUCGGGGAUGCAGAGCGCCUCAACCCCCGUGCGGCUCAGGGCCCGGAGAGCAAAGGCCGGGCCCCUUCCUCCGUAUCUUCCUCCCAUCUCGACCUCACGGCUGAGUCAGCAGCUCUUUCCUCCCGCGGGGGGACUCGGAAACCCGGAGACCGGCCAUUCUCCCUCCCCUCCCCACACCCCGGCUGGGUGUUUUGUGUCUUAAUACCGUGGCAUUGAUUUAAGUCUACAGGUUUUCGGUGACUCGUCUUGUGCAGCCAUCACGAGGCGGAAACACCACCAAGUCUACUUGAGGGGGUCUUCCCACCUUCAUGCCAUUCCACCUGCUGCCCUCCCUUCCCCCCGUCGCUGAGAGGACCGAUACCCUCCUGCCCUCAGUCCUGUUUUUACAAUGCCUUGAACCCUCCCUUCCCUUGGCGAUUCAAAGAGGAAGCGAGAGAGAGAGAGAGAGAGAGACCAACAGACUGACUUCUGUUUCUUUUAUGAUUAUUUUUUAAAACUGUGGGUUUUGUUUUUAUUUUCCUUGUCAUUCCAUUGUGAUACUAAAACUGCUUCAUGGAAAUAAAAAAAA